Molecule: messenger RNA, 1930 nt
Organism: Coccomyxa subellipsoidea C-169
Lineage: Eukaryota; Viridiplantae; Chlorophyta; Trebouxiophyceae; Coccomyxaceae
Exons: 9
Coding region: 1-1242 (413 amino acids)
Molecular function (GO): 1-alkyl-2-acetylglycerophosphocholine esterase activity
Source: RefSeq, a predicted model, not a curated record
AUGCGUAUUCUGGCAUCUGCAGCGAGCUCGGCUCUGCGGUGGGGGUUCGUUGUUCUGGCAGUAGAGCAUGCUGACGGCACAGCCGCCACAGUACAGCUGGCUGGCCAGCAGGGCGCUCGAUUCUAUGGGGGAUGGCUCAGCGAAGAAGAGAGACUUGCUCAGACCAGGUACCGGAUGGGCGAAGUGGCGACGGCCUAUGACCUGCUGAGGGCGCUGCAGCAGAGGGAGCUAAGGGAGGGGCUCAAAUUGAGCGGUGAACUGGAUGCUGUAGCCUACUUUGGCGGGCGCCUGGAUCUGGAGAGAGCGAGCCUAAUGGGGCACUCUUACGGGGGCGCCACCAUCUCGGUGCUCACAGCCCAGGACUCCCGCUUCCGGGCCGGCAUCGCUCUCGACCCUUGGUGGGGUGCAUUGCCGGAGGACAGUGCUGCGCUGGGCGGUUGGCAGACGGACUCACCCCUGUUAGUCAUGGGCAGCCACACGUGGAACACGCCGAGCGAGAGCGGGCGCCUGUUCUGCGACGGCGUGCGCCAGCAGCGUGUCUUCGCGGCCGCCACCUCCAGAGCUGGCGCGGUGCAUCUGGUACUUGAGGGCAGCAGCCAUGACACCUUCAACGAUGCAGUCAUGCUGGUGGCUCUACGAUUCAGGAGCGCCAUGAACUACGUGCGCAGCUUCAAGAAGUCGAAGUUUAUUCAGGAACUUGAUCCGUCCCUGGCGCUGCCACUCGUGUCCAACGCGGCGUUGUCAUUUCUCAAGCGCCACCUGGCGCUGAGCCCCGGCCAGAUCAGGCCGCUGGAGGCCGCCAUGCAUGCAAACUCAGAGCGGCUGAUGCGGGCAGAAGCUCGGCUCGCAUCUGAAGCUGCUCACAAGGGGAAAGCAGGAGAGAAGGGCAGUGCAGUUGCCAUGGAAGCGCACGGGGAGGCAGCUUCAACAACACAGCAGCCUGGGCCUCAAUUUGAGGCUGCAAGGAGUGGGCCUGUUGAGGCGGCUGGCUCGCUGGCGGCUGCUGCCUACUUAGGACUGGAGGGAAAUGCUGACGAGGCCGGCGCGGCCUCUCAGUAUGGACAGGAGGAUGGCGGGCUUGGCAUGAGAGGAGGGAGUGAUACAGGGACAGCAGGUUCAGACAGGGCCCGACAGCAGAAGCCUGCUCAAGUUGCACAGGCAGCGCCGUCAGACAGUGAGCUGAGGGCCCUGCAGCAGGUCUGCAAGGGUCAUGUGUGGAAGCUUGAUGCGUACGGGCUGUGAGACAGAAAAAAAAGAGAAACGAGGAAAUCAAAUACUUACUCUUGUUGCCGGUGAAGCAGAAGAUUUGAAAUUGGAGAUAUGAAUGCAUCAGCUCGAAAGGCAGCUCCGGAGGAUCCUAUAAAUAUUGCAGCUGCUCACUAAACCAAAAAAUGGGAUUCAAUCUUGGCUGCUAUGAGUGCGAAAUCGCGCUACAGGAAAUUAAAUUUGAAGCCUGAUGUGCUGAGUAAGAGUUUGUUGCUCAGUGUGUCAGUGCAUGCAAUUCUGCUGCGCCAGGAUUACUUAUGAGAACAACUUCGAAUUUUUUUACACAUAGCGCGUACCUGUGGCUACCUUUGAAAGUAUCCUUGGAGCCAGAGGACUUCACUCAAUUAUUUGACAUGAAGGAAAUUUUUUAGAGCCUAACAAUUCUUAGUAUCAGGCAUCUUUGCCAAACUUGCUGCAUUUUCCGAUCUCUCGCUCAACUUGACAGCAUCCUGUGAAACUGUGUUCGCAUCCAUCCACUCGAGCGCCAUACACCGCAUGGCAAUGGUGGGUAAGAUGGUGGUGACUAAGAGGCAGAUUAGUCAUGGGAGAAGUUUUGCGGCCACGCGCCAGCCAUUGCUCUGGCGGUGUAUUUUUGUAUCACAGCAAAGUUAAGAAUCAAUGCUAGAUCUUAGACAGGGGCAAAUUCUUGCAAGGGGAGUUCGCU